Messenger RNA from Toxorhynchites rutilus septentrionalis, 1290 nucleotides. Its product is annotated as trans-1,2-dihydrobenzene-1,2-diol dehydrogenase-like. The transcript is spliced from 3 exons. NCBI's taxonomy places the organism in Eukaryota, Metazoa, Arthropoda, Insecta, Diptera, Culicidae. The record is from RefSeq and is a predicted model, not a curated record. Bases 169 to 1176 code for a protein of 335 amino acids. Gene Ontology annotation, molecular function: nucleotide binding.
UCUCUCGCGAGCAGGUUUGGGAAGCUGAAUUGGUUCACAACUCUCGCAAGUAGCGGUUAUUCUCGCGACUGCGCUCUGCGUCGUGGAACUUCGCUAUCAGCUGUUCUCGCUGGUGUAGGUAAACUGCGUCAUUCGGUGGUGCUAAUCAGGUGGUUCUGUCAGCGCGAAAUGAAGCCGCUUCGUUGGGGAAUUGUUAGUGCCGGAAAUAUUUCGCACGAUUUCACCAAUGCCUUGGCCACCCUGCCCAAGGAGGAUCAUCAGGUGGUUGCCAUCAGUGCCCGCAAGUUGGCGGAUGCGAGCAACUUUGCCAAGCUACACGGAAUUGGAAAGUUUUACGAAGGUUACGAAAGCUUGGCUAAAGAUGCGGAUGUUGAUGUUGUCUACAUUGGAUCCAUCAACCCAACGCAUUAUGACAUUGGGAUUAUGAUGCUGGACCACGGCAAGCAUGUGCUUUGUGAGAAGCCGCUCUGUAUGAACGAAAGCCAAUCGAAGCGUUUGCUUGCUCAUGCGAAGGAGAAAAAACUUUUCAUUAUGGAGGGAAUCUGGUCCAGAUUCUUUCCAGCUUAUGCUUUGCUGAAGGAACGUAUCGAUGCGGGAGCGUUGGGCGAGAUCAAAGAGGUUGACGUAGAAUUCGGGUUCUAUAUGUCGGACGUCGAUCGUUUGCGAUCCAAAGAGCUUGGUGGUGGAACAGUACUUGAUUUGGGCGUUUACACAAUUCAGGCUGCGCUGUGGGCGUUCAAAGCUCCCCCAGAGAAGAUAGUCGCAAUUGGAGAGCUCAACGAGGAAGGUGUCGAUAUGCAAGUAAUAGCUGAACUGCAUUUUCCCGGAGGUGGAAUUGCGAGAAUGAAAACGAGUGCCUUGGAGAAAUUGGAUAAUCAGGCAAUUAUACAGGGUACGAAAGGGACGAUUACGCUUAAUGAUUUCUGGUGUUCUACAUCAUUAACAGAUGUUGACGGUUCCCUGAAAAAUUUUCCUCUCGAAACUGGACCUCACUGCUUCAAUUUUCCGAAUAGUGGAGGACUCCGUUACGAAGCAGAGCACACACGACAGUGUUUAAUUACGGGAAAGAUAGAGUCCGAUAUCGUUCCACAUAGUGAAAGUUUGCUGAUUGCGCAAAUUCAAGAUGAGAUGAGAAAACUAAUCGGUGUUCGGUUCCCAGAAGAUGGAUGUAAGUAAGGUCAAUCAGAAAUCGCUGGCCGCUAUAUCGUAUCCUACUCUUAUAUGAUUACUAGUAUUGUCAUCUUUCCACGUUUAAUCUGAAAUAAAUUAGAAUAAAAAGUUGGAAAAUUU